Molecule: messenger RNA, 1374 nt
Organism: Mugil cephalus (flathead mullet)
Lineage: Eukaryota; Metazoa; Chordata; Actinopteri; Mugiliformes; Mugilidae
Gene: cryl1
Product: crystallin, lambda 1
Exons: 9
Coding region: 105-1058 (317 amino acids)
Biological process (GO): fatty acid metabolic process
Molecular function (GO): NAD+ binding; L-gulonate 3-dehydrogenase activity
Source: RefSeq, a predicted model, not a curated record
GCGUCCUGUCAGCGUGACUCUAUGGGGAAGAGGGGGUGGGGGCUCGAUAGUUUUGAUAGAAAUACCCCAAGUUCAUACAUAAGCUGUAAACACAACGACUAAAAAUGAGCUCACCUGACAUGAAGACCAUCGCUGUGAUCGGCAGUGGACUGAUCGGCCGUUCCUGGGCCAUGGUGUUUGUCAGUGGAGGCUACACCGUGAAGAUCUUUGACAACCAACCAGGACAGUCUGCGAAUGCCAUCACAGAGAUCAAGAAGCAGAUGGAGGAGCUGGAAGGAGCUCGGAUGCUGCGAGGGAAACUAACGGCCGCUCAGCAGAUUCAGCUUCUCAGCAGCUACGACGACCUGGCUCAGGCACUAGAGGGCGCCUUCUUCGUCCAGGAGUGUAUAUUUGAGCAGCUGGAGGUCAAGCAGACCGUCUUCCAGGACAUCGAGCGUCUUGUGGGAGAAGGCGUCAUCCUGAGCAGCUCCACCUCCUGCCUGGUGCCGAGCAACGUCUUUUCUAAAGUGCAGAAGAGGAGUCGCUGCAUCGUCUCCCAUCCGGUGAACCCACCUUACUACGUCAAACUGGUGGAGCUGGUUCCUCACCCAGAGACAGCAGCGGACGUCAUGGACACCACCCACGCCCUGAUGACCAAGGUUGGUCAGGCACCUGUCCGUCUGAAAAAGGAGAUUGACGGUUUUGCCCUCAACAGAGUCCAGGCGGCCAUUAUCGCCGAGUCAUGGAGGCUGGUCCAGGACGGCAUUAUCUCAGUGAGAGACAUCGACCUGGUGAUGUCAGAGGGACUAGGAAUGCGUUACGCCUUCAUAGGUCCCAUGGAAACAAUGCACCUCAAUGCACCUGAAGGUUUGGAAGACUACAUGAAGCGAUACGGGGAGGGCAUCAGGAGGGUGUUGACUUCCUUCGGGCCUGUUCCUGACUUCUUCGGUGAAGGAUCUAAGAGCAUCAUUAACGAGAUGUGUGAACUGAUUCCCAGCGACCAGCAGCAUCUGACGGCCAGGAAGGAGAGGAGAGACCAGCUCCUCAUGCAUCUGGCCAAGCUGAAGAAGGACGAUUAACACCUUCAAGAGAAACACCUCAAAUCAAAGAACAAAUCAAACUGUGACUUCUGACUAAAUCUGAUACGAUUUAAGCAGACAACACCUGUCAUUUAGUAGAGAUUUUACAAAAAUUAACCUUUAUACACUCAGAGUGCGUUUUAUGGAUGGAUUUUUCCUGAGUCUACUGAACAUUUUAUCUUCUCAUCUCGGUUACAACACCGACCGAGCUCAAAUGUGACAAAAAAACAUUCACCGUGUUCUCCAGCAUUAACGGUCUCCUGUGUAAACGAAUUACAUGUUUUUGAUUAAUAAAAACAAUGAAGUCAUGCGCUUA